Daphnia magna is the source of this 2945-nucleotide messenger RNA. Its product is annotated as paired box protein Pax-6. The coding region runs from base 504 to 2291 and encodes 595 amino acids. Gene Ontology annotation, biological process: regulation of transcription by RNA polymerase II; anatomical structure development. The record is from RefSeq and is a predicted model, not a curated record. The transcript has 11 exons. Gene Ontology annotation, molecular function: DNA-binding transcription factor activity, RNA polymerase II-specific; RNA polymerase II cis-regulatory region sequence-specific DNA binding. NCBI's taxonomy places the organism in Eukaryota, Metazoa, Arthropoda, Branchiopoda, Diplostraca, Daphniidae.
AGAAAGACAGGACACACUCAGCUGAGAGACUCUUCAGAGAGAGAACAUCGUAUAUACGUGCGAGAGGGAGUGCGAAAGCCAUUUGGACACGGUGCUGAAGAACCGCUCACUCCAGUCGGAGGAGGUGAAUCGGUCACGACACGCGCGUUUCCUUCUUGCCAUUCAUCCGCUUGUCGCUCUACGGGAAGAAAGACAAACAUUAAGACUUCAGUUGAUUUUGGUUUUUAUUUCCCCCUCAUCAGUUUCUACCAUAGUUUUGGAUUGGCAUCUUUGCGCAAUCGACUGUUGUGCUCUCGUCCGUACCUCGCUGUGUUAUCCCGGCCUUAGUUCGGUUCGUGAUUUUCACUUGUGGGAGACAUUCGCGAUACCAUCAACGUCUUGUUCGUAUAUCCAAUCUCGAAUUUCAUUCGAAAACCCCGGCAAGUCAAUCGACGUGUUUCGGCAGAGAUUUCACGUUGGACAUCACGCUGAACCGGGAAGAUAUUGGACUGGACAUCGGAGCCAUGAUGGACAGUCAUAGUGGUGUGAACCAACUAGGCGGAGUGUUCGUCAGCGGCCGGCCUCUACCCGAUCAGACGCGUCAAAAGAUCGUCGAACUGGCCCAUUCAGGUGCACGGCCAUGCGAUAUUUCACGUAUUCUUCAGGUCUCCAACGGUUGCGUUUCCAAAAUACUUGGAAGGUACUACGAGACGGGAUCCAUCCGGCCACGUGCAAUCGGCGGCUCCAAGCCACGGGUGGCCACCAACGACGUGGUUGGCAAAAUCUCGCAAUUCAAACGCGAAUGUCCGUCCAUCUUUGCCUGGGAAAUCCGUGACCGCCUACUCCAGGAGGCCAUCUGUAAUAACGACAACAUUCCCAGCGUUUCAUCCAUCAACCGUGUAUUACGUAACCUGGCGGCGCAGAAGGAACACCAGCAGCAGCACCAACAUCCGCACCAGCACGUUGCCAUCCCUUCACCGGAUUCGGUCUACGAUAAACUCCGGAUGCUUAACGGGCAAUCGCAAUGGCCGCGAACCAACACAAACACCUGGUAUCCGAAUGGGAACGGUGCUGGUUUAGGUUUAACCACCGGAGUGGGAGCGGGUAGUCCACCUUACACCCCGUUGCCUGGAGCAACGAGCCCGGAUCAGACCCCGCUGUGUCAUCAAAUAUCCAGCAACGACGGAUCUUAUAACCACAAGAAAGGCGGUGACGAUGUGAUGUCGGACGACGGUGGCGUCAGUUCCGGCGAGAAUUCUCGGUCGGCUCCGCCCACGCCGACGACAACAACACCUUCGGACGACGAUCAGGCUCGACUGCGACUCAAGCGCAAACUCCAGCGCAACCGCACUUCCUUCACCAACGAACAGAUCGAGAGCCUCGAAAAAGAAUUUGAACGGACUCAUUAUCCCGAUGUUUUCGCGCGUGAAAGAUUGGCUGCCAAAAUUGGACUGCCCGAAGCUCGGAUUCAGGUUUGGUUCAGUAACCGACGAGCAAAAUGGCGUCGUGAGGAGAAAUUACGGAAUCAACGGCGUGGACCAGAACAACAACAAUCGUCGUCGCAACAGCCGGAUCAAGUCAAUCCCCAGCAGCAGCAACAACAACAGCAACAACAGCAGCUGAUCCCUGUGGUUGAACCUGCACCCAGUUCGCCCCGCAGUGUUUCUCAUUCCGCCAAUUAUCCCAGUGGCAUUUAUUCAUCUUUGGCCACUACCAUGAUGACUGAUACAUACAGUUCCGCGUUUAAUGGAAUGAAUUCAAUGAACGGAUUUGGUGCAAUGGGGCACCAUCCGGGCGGUCACGGUGCCGUGGGUCCCGUUGCAGCGGCCGCGAUGACCCCAGUAACUCCGGCGAUGAGCCAUAUUGGGGCCGUCCCACCAAUCGGUACUGGCGGUUGUAGCCUUCAACAACAACAGCAGCAACAGCAGCACCAACAACUGCAACAACAGUCGUCUCACCAAGCUCAGCAACCACGGGACCAUCAUUCCGCUCAUUCUGCCCACUCAUCAGGUGGCUACUCUUGCAUGAGUCGGAUGUCCGGUGGUUACGACAUUUCGGCGUAUAACCGCCAUCAUCCGCACUUGUCGCAUUCCAUGGGUCAAGUAAGCGGCCCAAUCGGACCGACAGCUACGUCGGUUUCCAAUUCGCUUGCCCACAAUUAUCAUCAGUCCGUCAACAGCCAAUACGGAAUGCACCACAACAGUCACAACUCCGCCACCGGUUUAAUCUCGCCAGGAGUUUCUGUUCCAGUAGCCGUUCCGGGCCAGCCGACUGCCGAGAUGCAUCACCAAUACUGGACUCGACUGCAGUAGACUUAACAAAAUGCUUGACUUUUACUCUGUUCGUGUAUGAUGGAUCCCUUGACGAACGGUAUACAAGACAACAGAGUUUAAAAAAAUAAAAAUAAAUUAAACACAUAGAACAAAAGAACAAACAAAACAAAAAAUAUUUAAAAAAAAAUUGAUUACAAAAGCAAACAAAUAAUGAAUAAGCAUUCAAAAAUAACAAACAUACGUGUUUACAUGACGUACUUUUUAUUGUUCAACACUUGACAGUGAAAACUGGUGUGGGACCAUAUUGCUUUUUUCUGUUUCAGAAGUAUUGUAUAACUGAAUAUGUUCUCCUUUCGUGCUUUGUUUCAAUUAUCAUUCUUGUCCUCUUUUUGCUCGUCGCCUACCCAUUUCAUGUUGAAAUGUUUCUUCAUUGUUCCAUUUGCUUCUGAUUUGCUAUUGGCUUCGUGCCGCCAAGUCACAAGAAAGACGUGCCACGCAGACAAAAGGACGACAGUGACGUUGGCGGCCAACUCUACUGGUGAUUCGGCAGCUCGCUGAUGACAUGUGUCAUCGUAACUUUGAAACUUUGCGUUGUGGAACUGGGUUAAAACGCACAUUUGUAUUUUUCUUCCCAUGGUGUCGUGUCAUUAUGUAUCACUUUGCAGAGCAAUUACAAACAAGAAAAAACAAAAA